UUCAGAGCCUGGGAAGGCUCUUUCGCAAGGGUGGCCAGUCUGGGCGAGGUUACCCCAGGUGUGUCAAGCCCGCGCUUUCAGAAACAAAGAUCUACAAAUCGGCGCACCAUGGUGACACACUGAAGCCCAAAACCAUACAUAUCAAAAAACGCACUGAUUACAAACUAUAAACAUAAACGAAGUUAUAACUCUCGGUCGCGGGCCCUACUAGGGUCGUACCCAGUUCACAGGGCCCGGGCCCUUGCAGACUGCAACGUCAUAAAGUAGUAACUAAUUUUCGCGGGCCCUGCCAGGGUCGUAGGGCAGUAGCCAGGGCCCCGGGCCCUAGCAGAGGUGGAGGAGGAGAGCGGCGCCCUGCUCGGGCGGUUGCAGGGCGCGCUACGAGGGCGCGCCUCCGCCGCCUCGCCGUCGCGCGUCGCCAGCUCCAUCAAGGGCUACCUGACCAACAAGGUCGGCUCCCUGCAGCUUAGAGACUCAGGUUCCGAAGUCCCAAGCGAGGGUCGCGCCGCGGGACCAGUAACAAAUGUACUGUGAGCGAUACAGUAAUACUUUCUACAACAAGAAGACAUGAAACUAAUUCUCUGUAAUAUGAACCAUAUCUCGUACACGAGAUAAAGUUGUUGAAAUAACGAAAGACACAACAUUGAAGAUGGCGGAGGGACCUCAGUCGAUAUGGCAGAAGAUAGACCAUACGGUCAUACCGGUGGUGAACCUCGAGGUGCGAGAGGUCCGCGAGGUACUCUGGGAGAAGAUUCAGGAACCCACCUCGCAACGAAAGAUCAUCCUGGUGAUAGUAUCUAUAGCGCUGCUUCUAGAUAAUAUGUUGUAUAUGGUUAUUGUACCUAUCAUCCCUGAUUACUUGAGGUAUAUAGGCGCAUGGGGCGAGGAAGCAUACGACCAUGUAGUCACACUAGCACCAUACAAAGAAGGCAACAAAACCAUCACGCCAACCAAAAUUAUUCCCGCAUCGCACGAGGGCCAAGAAUCCGCAACUGGUGUUCUCUUCGCCUCUAAAGCUAUCGUGCAGCUGAUGAUCAACCCAUUCUCCGGUGCCUUAAUCGACCGUAUUGGAUACGACAUUCCCAUGAUGAUCGGACUUAUCAUUAUGUUUCUUUCUACAUCAAUCUUCGCUUGCGGCAGAAGUUACGGCAUGCUUUUCUUCGCAAGAAGUCUGCAAGGAGUCGGUUCAGCAUUUGCCGACACAUCAGGUUUAGCUAUGAUCGCCGACAGGUUUACAGAAGAAAAUGAAAGGUCAAAGGCUCUAGGAAUAGCUCUCGCGUUUAUAAGUUUCGGAUGUCUCGUGGCUCCACCUUUCGGCGGUGCAUUAUACCAAUUCGCUGGUAAAGAAGUGCCAUUUUUAAUUCUUGCAUUAAUAUCCUUAAUAGACGGGUUUAUGUUACUACUGGUAAUGAAACCUCUGAAAACUCAAAUGAAGGAAGCUAACGAACCUAAAGUGGCUGGCACCCCCAUCUGGAAACUCUUAAUGGACCCUUACAUCGCCGUUUGUGCCGGAGCACUGAUGAUGUCAAACGUUGCACUAGCCUUCCUCGAACCAACAAUUUCGAUGUGGAUGGAAGACAAUCUAACAAAAGAUAAUUGGAAGAUCGGCAUGAUAUGGCUACCUGCUUUCUUCCCUCACGUUCUUGGUGUCGUUAUCACAGUCAAGAUGGCGAGAAAAUAUCCUCAACAGCAGUGGCUCAUGGCAGCCGGUGGGUUAGCUCUGGAAGGUCUGUGUUGCUUCAUUAUACCUUUCGCGAAUUCAUACAAAAUGCUGAUGAUACCAAUUUGCGGAAUAUGUUUUGGUAUUGCUCUAAUCGAUACUGCCUUACUACCUACACUUGGUUACUUAGUUGACGUGCGUUAUGUUUCUGUAUAUGGAAGCAUCUACGCGAUUGCCGAUAUUUCAUAUUCGUUCGCAUACGCUGUAGGGCCUAUCAUCGCAGGAGAAGUAGUCGAGGCAAUCGGCUUCACAGCCUUGAAUCUUUUCAUAGCCUUCAGCAACCUUUUAUAUGCGCCCAUGUUAAUGUACCUCAAGAAUAUUUACGACUUCAAGCCAUUCGAGAACGAGGCUAACAUACUCAUGGCGGAUCCGCCAGAUAAGGAGUACCAGACUUACAGUAUGCAAGACCAGAGGCCUGUGAACGGAGAAUACAAAAACCAUUUGGAAUAUUCAAAUGUAGCAGGGCAGGUAGAGUCGGGAGUGCAAGAGUCUAAUGUCGAUGCCAAUACAGGAUAUUCGUACGAUCAGUCAUAUCAAGGAGGGUAUCAGAACUAUAGCCAACAACAACAGCAGGGCUAUCAACAAGAGUACCAACAGCAAGAGCAAGGGUACAGUCAGCCCCGUCAGCUGCCGGCACAGCCCCAGCCUACAGCUAGCAACCCGUUCCGGGCCCCUCAGCAGGCCCCACAAGCGGCGCCUGCGCCAGCAGCACCAACCCCCGGUCCCGUCAAGAACCCCUUCCGGCAAGGCUUUUAGAGCUCCUAAUUCAGUGUUGUUGUCUAUUUUUGAAUUUACUUGUUGUGUAAUUAUAAAUGUCUUAUAUUUGGGUAUUACUUCGAUCACUGAGCCGCAUCCAUCGGCGGCUGGUUACUUAGUGUCUGACUAGAUGUCUAUUUUAGCUGUGCUUUGUAACUAAAAACUAUUGUAGUAUAUUCGUUGGCUGCCUUCAAAGCGACGACGUGUAAGUAUUGUUUUAGAUCACUUAUAGAAAUUUAAGCAGGCAACAAAAAAUGGCUUGGUCUAUUAUGUGUUAAUCAAAUCAUAUUAAUGUUACAAAAAAUGAAGAGGUGAUUUAUCAAUAGAUUGCAAAAGUAGAUAGACUAUAACAUUGUGAAGAAGUGAAUCUAAUUAUUCGUUUGAUUAAUAAAAUUCGUUUUGAAGGCAACCACUCUGUUUCCUUGUUAAUCAUUGUUCGGAUACAACUGUUAUGCCUUCUUUAGUAUAUAGAUAGAAAUAACCAAUACAACUGUAAUCUAAGUCUUUGACCAAGACACACAAAUUCUUAUUCUAAUGAUUAAAGCGUAUAGCUAAAGCAAGGCAAUCGUGUGUAAUGAAAUGAUGACAGUAUGGUGACGUAUAUCGAUGGCAAAAUACAUAUCAAGGAUGACGCACAAGCGCAGAUCUGUACAGUUACUUCAAUUCAAAUGGAAAAUAAUCGUGAUGUAUAUAAAGGUACCUUUUUUCAGUGAUUUUAAAAGGUAAAACUAAUUUUAACCUAUAAAACAAAAUAUACCAAUGUUUCACCUUCAUUGAUAAGGAAGAGGCAAAAAAAGUGUACGCGUGACCAAAAAAUUUUAUUGAUAAAUAAAUGAUUUCUAAGUCGAAGAAAUAAUGAAUUUAAAGAUACAAAUGGCAAUGAAGUAGUUUUCUUUUUGAUUGAAGUAGCUGUUUAGGCAAUGGCCGAUAUGAUAUUAAGUAACAAUGUAAUUAUAACAUAAGCUAAACUAUUACUCAUCUAUUAGUUUUAUAAGGUAGUUGAGACAAUCGAAUAGGACCUACACGGCACUGUAGGCGGCGACCAUGUUGCACUGGUAAGGGCCUAAGAUAUCAUAUAUAUUCGUAAUCUUUUGGCACUUGCAUUUUUUAAUUUGCAAAGACGAAUUGUUGAAUUCUAUCAAAAUUAUUAUACUCAUUACAACAUUUAUGAGGACAAUUGAAUUUAUAAUAACAAAAUGUAUAAGUAAAAUUUGUGUUGUAGGAAAAAUAUUACAUAAUCAUUUUCUAAAUAAAAAGUGUGAAAGAACAUUAAGGCAGCUCAAUGGAUCAAAAAAAAUGUUAAUUCAUUAAAAUUAACCUUGAACUAUGAAGUAAUGAAUUAAUCACAUCAAGUAAUUUCUUGAGUGAUCAAAUAUUUUUGUAAGUAAAAUUAAACAUUUUAGUAAAUAUUUACUAGAGACUCGCCUUCGAAAAUGUUAUCUUAACUAUAUAUGAAAAUAUAUAGUAUCCCGUCGUAUCAUCUUGCUAUUAAUAAUAAUUAUAAUUUAGAUAUACGACUAGCAAAUGAAGGAAAUAUACAAGAUGAACAAUUUUCUCGAUGUUAUAAUUAUAACAUUGAGAAACAUAAAUUGGAAUAAAAAGAAAAAUCAAAAAGAGAAAUGUAUACAAGUUAAAUGGAGAUCAAGUUUAGUGGAAUUACAAAAAUUGUCUCAAAAUGCUAAUCGGAGAUAACCACUCCUCACUUUUAUGAACUUUGUGAUUAAUAAAUUUUAUGUGUAAAUUUUUGAUCUCUGAGCCUGUUUUAUAAGUAAAAUCGCUCGGUUUGUGUAUUUACGUCAUAUAAGUAGGAUUUUGAAACAUAAAUUCCCUUCCUAUGCUAUACCAGCAAUAUUAGAAUAAGUAUUCGCUUAAAUCAAUUCGUAUCAAACUUAUAUCAAUUAAAUAUCAAUUAGGCUAAGUCACAACUUGUGAUAAAGUUGCAACCAAGGUAACGAAACAUAUCAGAAUCUUUUGAUUCAUUUAGGCUAAGGAGACGUACUAUAUUAUUGUAUAUUGUAUUUUUCUCUAAGUGUAAUUAGUCGUUUUAACUUAGGAUUUAUUGAUUAGCGGUGUGUACCGGCAAUUACUACACGAUCAGGUCGUUUGGGAAUUAUAUACUGAAAUAUUUACAUUACAUAAUCUAAAAAUUAAAUUUUUAAAUUAUUAAUCUAAGAAUAGAAGCUUAUCAAAUAAUCUUUAAUUAAUUUAUAUAUUUUUAAAUUAAUCAAAAUAUUUUAUCUAAACCAGAACAAAGCAUUUCAUUGCAUUUUAUGGAUUUGUUAAAACAAGAUAGACAGAUUACGUUACUAUGCGUAUGUAAUAUGAUAUUAUGAGAAGGAAUAUAUAGUUUUUGAUUACAUAUGUAAGGAAACAAUGCAUAUCACAUGUGUCUACCCCAAACGACCAUGAAAUUUAGUUCGCAUACACAACAAGAGUCGAAGAUAUGUUAAAAUAAUUGUAAAACAAAUCGAAAGCGCCCGACAAGUCAAUUGAGUGUGUAGUACGUGGCUAUUGUGAAUAUUGUGCGUGUGAUGUAUCGGUUAUCGGUCUGUUCAGUGUUUGUUUGCAGUUGAAAUGUGGUCACGGUCAAAGCGGUUGUGGUGAAGCUGAGAUUUGCUGGUUUAUCUAUUACUAUUGUUGAUCUAAAAUAAUAUAAAAUACAUAUAUUUAAUUUCAACUUCAAACUUAAAUUUUUUUUUGUAUGUUAUAUAUAUUUGUAGCAUUUAAAAUUAAUGUUUUUCUAUCAUGUUUUCGCCUCAAUAUUAGAUAGAGUUAAAGGUUGUUAUAAUGUUAAUGUCAUUAUUGCAGAUCUCGUUCUGAUCCCUUACGAGGUAAUCAGAGCCAAGAUUUGCAAUAUAUUAUCAUUAUCAUAUUCAAUAUAUUUCUUUUAUUUUUUACAGAAUAAUAAUUGUAAAAGACUAAUGUGAAAAUAUCGUCAGUAAUAUAUUCAUUUGUAAAAUUUAUGAAAAGAAAGUAAAGAUAUACCAGCUUCACAAUUAAAAAAUAAUAAUUUUAAGAGUAUAUACUAUGAUUUUAGUUUAUAUAAUAACCGGCUAAUCUCACUUAACCCACUACUGAUUGCCGUGACGAUUACGAAAUGGAACAAAAUAAAUUAAAAAAACCUUUGAUUAGCCUGCAGAGUACAAUAGAGUUACGUAGAUUUUCAAUGCACAAAAUUACUUCAUUGCACAAAAUGCUUAAAUAAGUAUACCCAUUGUUAUACUUAGUUUCGCAUUACUUAACUAUAGUGAGUUUUAAAAACAAUUUGAGAUAUUUAUUGAGUACUCUAAGUCCUAUAGAGUCCUAAAGAUUUAACCAAAAUUAUGUUUAAAUUGAUUCAUAAAUCACAAGACAUUUAAACACAUUAAAAUAAAUAGUCUAUAUAUAAUUUAUUUGAAUGAAACUUAAAUUGUAGGUGCUCAUUUUACACCAAUAAAUAUAUGAUUGUAUUUAAAACUUAUUAUUGAUCUUCAAAACGAUACAUUUGAAAUAUAUUAAAGUAUAAUCGUAAGUUAGAGUCAAUUUUGGUGUCAAAUUCUCCCGAAAUUCAAUUAAUUAGUAGAGAUCAGCACAAAGUGGUUUGAUAUUAUAUUUAAGUGAAUCAUUGCUUCGUGUAUUUUGAUUAUAUGAUUAUUAGAAUUUGACGAACACAUUUUGAAUAUGUUUUUGGUAACAGUGAUUUGUGUCACUAUUUGUUUCAGUGCUGAAAAUAAAAAAAAACUUAUCAUUCAUCCUUCUAAUAGGAAGAAGAAAAUCGUUUAUUAGCAAAAUAUAUAAACAUGAACAGAAUAAAUUCUUGCUUAAACCCAAAUUAUACUUCAAUCAGAAUACACGAAUAAUGGAAUAGCAAUUAUGUUGUGAAAUGUGAAACUAAUCAAUUUAAUGUGUGUGCAAUUAUAUACUUUACAUUGUAAUUAUAUUAAUAUAUAAUAUCAGCAAUAAACGAACCGAUAUCGCAGACAUAUCACUAGACGUAAGUACAUAUACAAUUUUGAGAUAGUUUUGUAUGUAUCGUCUAUUAUGAUAUUGUAAAACGUAGCGUUAAUUUUCAACUGAAUAUAUAUUGUAAGAAAAUAAUAUGGAAAUUUAGUCUACGUACUGUUUCCAAAUUUGUAAAAGCCGGGAGUAAAUUAUUUUUAUGAAAUACAUAUGUACAAAAGAAUAAAUCUCGAAACGAUAAAACUAUCAUUUAAAUACGUAUUUAUAUUGGCUUUUAUAAUGACAAGAGAAAAGCAGCAAAGCUUUCAGAAGACUUGUACAGACUGAAGCUCAAGGGAGCUUAAUGCUUCUUGCAUUAAAUCGGGAUCUUCGUUAGAAGUGACUAUCGUAUGAUGGACAGUGAAUUUUCUUGUCAAUUCUACUGUACUAUAUAGCUAAUAGUGUAACUUGGAGGGAGUAACCCGGUUAGUGAGCGCGAGCGGCACGAUCUAUCUCUAAUCACAACACAUUCAAUGUGUUAAAAACUCUUAUUCCAAUGAAAAUCUCUUUUUUCUUAUUAUAUUUAAUCUUCACCGUUACAACAUUUUGCAAAUUAAUACGAAUAUCAGUUAAUCCAUCAUUUUAUAGAUUAUAUUUUACGAAAAUAUAUUUUCUAAAAAUUUAAAUAUUUAAUUAUUAUUUAUAGUUAUAUAUAAUGAAUGAUGGUAAAAUAAUGAUGUGUAUGUAGGGAAUGUGUGCUUGUGCUUCUAUAUACUUUUAAUCCUAGUAAUUCUUCUUGAAUCGUUACUGACUGCAAGCACAUGUUACAGUAAUUACGAGUAAAAUAUAUUAAUUUAAAAUUUUAUUAGAAAAAAAAUAACAACAAAAAUUUCACAUUAUGUUAAAAUAUAUUUUUAUAAUUUCACAAUAUUUCAUUAUAAUUUUUACUACUUCAAAAAUGUUAUAAAUAACCAAAGAACAUUUAUAUUUCUGAGAAUACAUUGGAAAUAGACGCAAGGUUCGACUAUUCUAUAUCAGUCACGUACCCGUGGUACAGCCAGCUGAACCAAGGUCAGGGGGGAUAUAAAUGGUCAAAUGUUGUUGUUAAAACACACAUAUCUGCGUAUACUAUGACAUGCAGACUUGUAUGAGUGUCUGAAUAGAUUAUUUAUAUUUAUUUUAUGAUUAUUAUACUAUAGCAUGUGCCUGCAGCUAGUAUUUUCUUAGAUCAACACCCGUCCGUUAAAUCUAUAUCGUAUUUUCAUAAUUAAUCGCUUUACUCAUUAAACCAUUCAAAUUUGCUAUCAUUAUCACAACACACAUAUUUUCAUAUUAAUUCUUCUUACUUCUAAACUAUAAGGAACAAGAUUGAGAGCAGAUCCUUUUGGAAGAUGUUUGUAUUGAGAUGGGUUUAAUAGGAAAUAAUCAAGUUUGUAUUAGAAACUUGCAAUGGGACUAGCACCGUAUGUGGCAUGUCCAUUCAUUUGACUAUACACUAAAACUUAUAAUCAAAGUAAUAAUUGACAAUUUAUUAUAAUUUCAAAAUAUAUAAUUUUAAGUUAUUCGAUUAGAAUAAAUCUAAAUUAUUAAAUACAUAAAAAAAUAAAUUCAUUUAAUGAAUAUCACAACACAGUUAAUUUUUUGUUCAUAUAAAUUCUUUAAAUACAUCCAUAAAUAUUAAUCCUUAUUAAUUGAUAAACAAAAAAUUGCUUAACAAACAUUAAGUUAAUGUUUGUUAAGUAAUUUUUUGUUUAAUUGAUCAUUUUAGUUGUAUUCAAUAAAUUCAUCAAAUUUUUAAACAAAAAAACCAUGUCGUAAUAUCAAAGAAUUACACAUAAAAAGAUAUAAAUAAUAAAAAUAUACUUUAAGAUAUAGUAUACUUAAUAAAGUUAGACGUUAAUACUCGCAAUAUGUACAUAUAGCGAAUGGAUGCCCACACAAAUAUGAGUGAUAGUUACGGAGUUAGGCACUUCUGUACUUACUAUACGUAGUGUCUAUAUAGCUCUAUGUGUAUAGGUUCUACAUUCUCUUGUAUCUCUAACAAUAAGGUAAACUUGACAAGGAAUUAUACUUUUAUAAAAACUACAAUUCCUCGUUAAAAGACAAGUUAGAUUCAAAAUAUAAUGUGACUUUUUGUAACGUAUCAAUAUUAAAAAAAAAAAAUCCUUUCGUCUAUUUUCGAUUUUUUUAAAACUUGUUUUUACAUUAAAAUGAUGGCAAAAAAGUUAUAAGAAUAAUAUUAAUUUGAGCUAAAUUUUUAAUUAAAGGGCUAUUAAUUGUUUUCAAGUAACCCGUGUUAAUUUUAAGGCAGCCGUGAGGCCCACUGGGCAAAAAUCUCUCGUUGUAUUAAAUAUUAUGUUUUAGGCGCUAUUUAUCUUUGUAGAGUUAGGUUUUCCGGGAAUAGCUCGUCAGUGCUAUACAAUAUAGUAUCUUUAAAGCUAAAGUCAACGUGACAGAAUUAGCUAUCUCAUUGCGCGCUGUACAUUGCUUGUACAAUAGAUAUUUUUUUAUAAAAAUUAUUGUCUAGCAAUAGUUUAAUAUUCAAAAAUUAGGCUUAUUGUUAUAAAAAAAUCUCGAUUAAAUUACCUUGUUCGUUAUAAUUCGUUUGGAAUCCAUAGGAUUUCUUAAUCAUUUCGCUUUUAACGUUAAGAUAGUUUAAAGCUUAGCUGAUAUAAAAUAGUAUUAAUUUAUCUCCAAGAUUUGUUACGAUUUGGCAUUUGACCUGUUGUUUUUAAGUCUUGGUGUAGUUUCACUUAAAUAAAAGUGGAAAUAUAACCACUAUUAUUAUUAAAUCAUUAUAUAUAAUCAUUCAUUCGCGUAAGUCUGUAUUUAGAUGACAUUAUAUCCAAAUAAUUAAGUAUAGUUUGAUAUAUUUACUGAAAAGUAUUAACAUUUUGAGGUGGUCGCAUUCACAGGACGUUUUUGAGUUAUAAAAAUAAAUUAUUUUUCAGUAAAUGCAUAACUAGAUUGAUAACUGUAAUAUAGGUGACGUAUGUAGUCGUUAUGAUAACUGUUGAUUCAUACAUUUCCUUUGAAAUCAUUUGUUAAUUAUAAUUGUACGUUAAAGCUUUCUGAAUAGUUAUGUAAUAUAAUGGUUGGAUGUUUAGGAAAUUGUUUUUAGGAAAAAUAGCUAUGACGAAAUAUUCUUCAGCCUCUGCCCCACUGGAGAUGACACGAUAAUAAUAUAUGUAAAAACAAAAGAAAUAAGAAUCUGGUUAAUUUAACCGAACCUUUUGUUUCUUGUGGCCGACAUAUAAAUCACGGCGAUUUAUUAUAUUCAACACAAGAAAACAUAUUUAAAAAAACGUGUUGACAGUAAAUUAUUUGUAGAAGGUUCAUGUUAACUCACAUUAACACAUGACAUAUCAUACGUGUCGCGUGUGGUUUAUAAAUGAGUGACAGCUUUUUUUCCCAAAAACAUACAUUGUAAGUUAGUGAAUUGUAAUGAUCAUCUUAUAAUCAAAUAUAUUCUAUCUAGCUGUACGUAAAGUGGUCAAAAUAUUCAGUGAUCGAAUAAAAUUGUUACACCA
Messenger RNA from Plodia interpunctella (Indianmeal moth), 9924 nucleotides. It is a transcript of the gene VAChT, whose product is annotated as Vesicular acetylcholine transporter. Bases 650 to 2476 code for a protein of 608 amino acids. The record is from RefSeq and is a predicted model, not a curated record. Gene Ontology annotation, cellular component: membrane; AP-2 adaptor complex; cytoplasm. Gene Ontology annotation, biological process: xenobiotic transport; transmembrane transport; neuromuscular synaptic transmission. Gene Ontology annotation, molecular function: choline O-acetyltransferase activity; acetylcholine transmembrane transporter activity; xenobiotic transmembrane transporter activity. The transcript is spliced from 3 exons. Lineage: Eukaryota; Metazoa; Arthropoda; Insecta; Lepidoptera; Pyralidae.